Dentiscutata erythropus is the source of this 453-nucleotide messenger RNA. The record is from the annotation of a GenBank genome assembly. Lineage: Eukaryota; Fungi; Glomeromycota; Glomeromycetes; Diversisporales; Gigasporaceae.
AUGAAACGUGGUGUUAUUUAUCUCGGCAGGAUACCUCAUGGCUUUUAUGAAAAUGAAAUGAAGUCAUACUUUAGUCAAUUUGGUACUGUGACGCGUUUGAAAUUGUAUAGAAAUAAAAAGACUGGAAAAUCAAAGCAUUUUGCAUUCAUUGAAUUCGCUAGUGAUGAAGUUGCACAAAUUGUAGCUGAAACAAUGGAUAAUUAUUCUAUAUGUGAUCGCUUGCUUCGCUUUGUGCCAGAAGAGAAAAUUAAUCCAUUGAUGUGGAUUGGAGCGAAUAAAGAAUUUAAGCCAAAACCUUAUAUAAAGGAAAUUAUGAUGAAACAUAAUAGGAAAAAAACACCGGAAGAACAGAAAAAACAAAUUGAUAAUUUAUUAAAAAAAGAAGAUAAAAAGCGGAAAAGAUUGGAAGAGUUUGGGAUAGAUUAUGAAUUUCCUGGCUAUGUACGUAUUUGA